Messenger RNA from Lottia gigantea (owl limpet), 549 nucleotides. RefSeq lists its product as hypothetical. The annotation marks the transcript as partial. The transcript is spliced from 3 exons. The record is from RefSeq and is a predicted model, not a curated record. NCBI's taxonomy places the organism in Eukaryota, Metazoa, Mollusca, Gastropoda, Lottiidae.
CUCGAAUUUUCAAGUCAGUAUCUUGAAUUUAGUAACUUGAAUUUUCAAGUUAGUAUGUUGAAUUUUCAAGUUAGUAUGUUGAAUUUUCAAGUUAGUAUGUUGAAUUUUCAAGUUAGUAUCUCGAAUUUUCAAGUCAGUAUCUUGAAUUUUCAAGUUAGUAUCUUGAAUUUAUAUCUUGAAUUUAGUAACUUGAAUUUUCAAGUUAGUAUGUUGAAUUUUCAAGUUAGUAUGUUGAAUUUUCAAGUUAGUAUGUUGAAUUUUCAAGUUAGUAUCUCGAAUUUUCAAGUCAGUAUCUUGAAUUUUCAAGUUAGUAUCUUGAAUUUAUAUCUUGAAUUUAGUAACUUGAAUUUUCAAGUUAGUAUGUUGAAUUUUCAAGUUAGUAUCUUGAAUUUUCAAGUUAGUAACUUGAAUUUUCAAGUUAGUAUGUUGAAUUUUCAAGCUAGUAUGUUGAAUUUUCAAGUUAGUAUCUUGAAUUUUCAAGUUAGUAUCUCGAAUUUUCAAGUCAGUAUCUUGAAUUUUCAAGUUAGUAUCUUGAAUUUAGUAACUUGA